Molecule: messenger RNA, 1023 nt
Organism: Entamoeba nuttalli P19
Lineage: Eukaryota; Evosea; Mastigamoebida; Endamoebidae
Product: leucine rich repeat and phosphatase domain containing protein
Exons: 3
Coding region: 1-1023 (340 amino acids)
Biological process (GO): protein dephosphorylation; negative regulation of MAPK cascade
Cellular component (GO): cytoplasm
Molecular function (GO): MAP kinase tyrosine/serine/threonine phosphatase activity; protein tyrosine/threonine phosphatase activity; protein binding
Source: RefSeq, a predicted model, not a curated record
AUGCACAGAAGAAGAGAUGUUGGGAUUGAUUUCACAAAAAAGAAAAUCACUAAUACAAAUAUGCUCAAACAAUUAGUUAAGUAUAUAAAAGCACAAAAGUUUCUUGGUAGUGACGUUAAGUCUUUAAUAUACCAAGACAACGGAUUAACUGACAUUUGUGCUUUUAACCUAUUUAGUAAUCUUCAGGUUAUUGAUAUUAGUAAUAAUAAAAUUGAAAGCAUCCCUAAAAAUCUAACAACCAUUCAACAACUUAAAUCAUUAAAUUUGGCACAAAAUAGAAUAAAUAGUGGAAUGGAUGUGUUGUCCAAAUUACCAUUACUUACAUUUCUUGACCUUUCUAAUAAUAACAUUAAAGAAUUUGAUUUUGGAAAUAUUUCACAAUUAACAUCACUUGAAGUACUUAAAUUAACAAAUAAUGAAAUUCAUACAUUUGAUUAUAGUAGUUUAAAGCCAUUAAAAUCAUUAAAAGAAUUUUAUAUUAAUACAAAUUAUAUUGAAGCACCUGUUUUUACUGAAACAACAAUUUGUCUUCUCUUUCCAUCACCGUUUUUCCAAUUAACACCUAACCAAAUUGAUGAACGUCUUUAUUUAGGGUCAUUAGAUUCUACAAGAAAUCGAGACAUUUUAAUAGAAAGAAAUAUUACAGGAAUCUUAUCAUUAGGAGUUAAAGCUAUUGUUGUCUCCAAAAAAAUCCAAGUUGAAUAUAUUGAUAUUGGAGAUUUAGCAAGUGAAGCAAUUGAUCAAUAUUUUGCAAAAUGCUUUUCAUUUAUGGAGACAAUAAUUGAAGGAGGUGGGUCUAUUUUAAUUCAUUGUCAUGCAGGAAUAUCUCGAUCUAGUACUGUUUUAAUAGCAUAUUUAAUGUACAAAAAGAUGUGGAGGUAUAAAGAAGCUGUUACAUUUGUUAAAAAGAAAAGACCAAUUAUAUCACCAAAUACAGGAUUUGAGAAACAACUUCUAAGUUUUGAGCAUAAAUUAUUUAAUAAUGGAGAAGUGGACAAUGACGGACAAGAAUCAGAAGAAUAA